AUGUUUCGCGCGCAGCAGAAUGCAUUUGACGAUGCCGUCGCCAAGGCGACGGACGAGAACCUGACCUCCGAGAACUGGGAAUACAUUCUGGAUGUUUGUGAUAAAGUUGGCUCAGAGGAAUCAGGUGCGAAAGAAGCCGUUGCUGCAAUGAUCAAGAGGUUGGCCCACCGGAAUGCCAACGUGCAGCUUUAUACAUUGGAGCUUGGAAAUUCGUUGGCGCAGAACUGCGGGCUUAAGAUCCAUCGUGAAUUGGCUUCGAGAAGCUUUACUGAUGCACUGCUGCGUCUGGCGGCCGAUCGUAAUACGCAUCAACAAGUCAAGUCGAAGAUUCUGGAGCGCAUGGAGGAAUGGACCCAAAUGUUCUCUCCCAACCCAGAUUUCGGCAUUAUGGAGCAAGCUUACACGAAAUUAAAAGCUACGAACCCCAAUCUUCAGCCUCCAUCGAAACCUGGUAAGCGCGAGAUUACCGAUGUCGAUCGCCAGAUGGAAGAAGAGGAAUUGCAAAUGGCACUAGCCCUCUCAAUUAAAGAGAAGGCAGUUCCAGGUCCAGCUACGGUUGCCGCUGCCACUGCGGCGGCCCCUCGUGCUGAGUCGUCAGCCGCCGCUGCACCGGUUUCUGCACCUGCAACAAAAGCGGAGCCUGCUGAGGCCCAGCCUGUUCUCUCUGGAACAUCGGUCGCUACUGUAUCCCGCGUGAGAGCAUUGUUCGACUUCCAGCCGUCUGAACCCGGUGAGCUCCAAUUCCGCAAAGGGGAUAUCAUUGCAGUUCUGGAGUCAGUCUAUAAGGAUUGGUGGAAGGGCUCUUUGAGAGGCCAGACUGGUAUCUUCCCUCUUAACUAUGUCGAGAAACUUCCCGACCCAACUGUGGACGAACUACAGCGAGAGGCUCAGAUGGAAGCGGAUGUCUUUGGUCAGAUUAAGAGCGUGGAGAAGCUUCUCACCCUGCUGAGCACCCGAAAUUCGGAUCUUAAUGUCCAAGAAAACGAAGAAAUUACGACGCUCUACCAGGCUACGCUUGCGAUUCGGCCCAAGCUUAUUGAGUUGAUUGGCAAGUAUUCGCAAAAGAAAGAUGAAUUCACUCAGCUCAAUGAGAAGUUCAUCAAAGCUCGUCGUGAUUAUGAAUCCCUUCUAGAGGCGUCGAUGGCCCAUCCACCGCAGUCUCAAUAUGGACGUCCUGCCCAGCCACAGUACGGAUACCCUGGUGCUCCGCCCACUGGGUAUCCCCCUGCUCAGGCUGAUCCGCGAUACUUUACUCCCCGGCCUCAAGAAAAUACCGCCACACAGGCGAGCGCUCCAUAUGCGCCUUACUCCGCUGAGCAGACUAUGCCGUACCGCCCCGCCUCUCAUUCUCCCGAUCUUCGUAACCAGAUUCAAGCCGGGGCACCGCCUGUGCAGCAACAGACACCCCAACCCGAUCCUUACCAGCCUGUUCACCACCGCCCGCAGUCUACAUACGAUCACCCCCAAGAAUUAGGGACGUCUGUCUAUGAUUCACCCGUCGAUCACCCGGCUCCUGCCCAGCGCUUGCCCUACACCCAAAGUGGGCAAGCUCCUCCUAGCCAGCAGUUCCAACCGCAAGGCUACUCGCCCUCGGGUUACCCAAUUGAAGACACGGCCCAAGCCCCACCCGCAUCCACUCUGCCUCAAGUCCCCCAUCAGUUCCAGCAACAACCGCAGCAACCUCCGUACCCCAACUCCCCUGCCUCACAACAACCUGCACCCUCGCAUCAGCCUCCGCCAGUGCCUGGUGCAUCCCAACAGCCUCAGUAUACCUCCUACACCCCCCGGCACCUGCACCAGCGGGCGAUUAUCAAGCGUACCAACCCUCACAGGGAGGAGCAGCUGGCUCGAACCCGGCUUCAUUCUAUCAGUAAUUAG
This is a messenger RNA of Penicillium soppii, 1878 nucleotides long. RefSeq names its product ESCRT-0 subunit protein HSE1. Gene Ontology annotation, biological process: protein transport to vacuole involved in ubiquitin-dependent protein catabolic process via the multivesicular body sorting pathway. The record is from RefSeq and is a predicted model, not a curated record. Bases 1 to 1878 code for a protein of 625 amino acids. Gene Ontology annotation, molecular function: phosphatidylinositol binding; ubiquitin binding. Gene Ontology annotation, cellular component: ESCRT-0 complex. The transcript is spliced from 9 exons. Lineage: Eukaryota; Fungi; Ascomycota; Eurotiomycetes; Eurotiales; Aspergillaceae.